This is a messenger RNA of Caenorhabditis angaria, 1560 nucleotides long. NCBI's taxonomy places the organism in Eukaryota, Metazoa, Nematoda, Chromadorea, Rhabditida, Rhabditidae. The record is from the annotation of a GenBank genome assembly.
AUGACUGCACUACACUCUAAAAAUUACACAAUUUUUGGCGAGCUCUCAAGUGAUUUGCAAAAAAUAAUCGAUAAAGAAGGACCGGGAAAUAUUAAAUUCGAGAAAAAUCGGGUUGUUUUGGAGUUUUCGAGUGGAAUUUAUAUAGCAGCAGAGAUUGAAAAUGAUAAAAUCAAUAAAAUUCGAUUAGGAAGUUAUGAUUUUCAUGAAACAUUGGAGGAAUUUAAUAAAGCUAGUGGAGAAAGAAAUCAAUCAAGUCUUGAAAAUAUAUUGAGAUCUGCCAAGUUCCUUACAAAGAGCGCGGGAAAAGCUGAAGUUUUGAAAUAUAUUUUGGAAAAUCGCCUACAACUUCGCAUCAAGAAAUCAAAAUAUCAACCAGAAUCUGAAAUUUCGUUCGAUUUAUCAAAUGAAAAAUUCAAUCUUCAAUUGAUUUUCAAUUUUAAAGAGAAGCGAAUUGUCAGAGGGAAAUUGAAUUUUGCCAAAAAUUCGAAAAGUUUUGCGGAAAAUGCAGUGAAUGUUUUGGCUGGAUAUUUGGAGGGCGAAAAAUUGAAGGAUGAUUUGAGCGAGGUUGUGGGAGCAGAUUUUAAAAUGAGAAAUGGAAAUUUGACGGGAGGAAUUGGUGAGUGAAAUAUAAUUUUCUGAAAUUUGCGAAAAAUUCGAAUUUUGGAAUUUUCAACAAAAAAACCACGUUUUUUUCGAAAUUUUAAUUGCCACAAGAUCGAAAUUUUUGAAAACUAGAUCGAUAAAUUUCAAAUUGCCAUGUCAAACAACUUCCAAUUACUAGUGUUUCCAGAUAUCUUGAUCAAUUGGCUCAAUUCGCAAAAUCUUGAAACGAUCGCCACACUUCAAAAAAAUUUCACAAAUGAAAUUCAUCAAGUCUCCCUCGAUAAUGGCGCUGAAAAAUUGAUCCUAAUCAUCAGAAAUGGAAAAUUCACCCAUGCCCAGAUCCAGCAAAUCUGCCUCGAAGAAAAUCUCCAGAAGUUUAUGAGAAUUUUGAAAAAUGGAAGUUCGGAAGAGCUGAGCUCCAUAUUUUCAACAACAUUUUCAUUGCGAUCACAUCAGACGAAAUAUCCCCGAUUUUUAUCGAUUAAUAUUAUUGACCACCUUCGGAAAAGCCAGGAAAUCAAGAUUGAAUCAAGAAUUUAUCCAGGAACUGCGAAAAUCUAUAUGGGAAAAGUGAAGCUAUACAUUUAUCCCAAAAAACUUCAAAUCGAUUCAGGAUUUGUUCCGGAACUUCGAGCUAAUGAAGAUGUUCAAGAUCUUCGGAGCUACUAUGAUUUCUUCGAGAAUAUCCUCCAGACUUCGAAGAUCUCCAAAGACUUCAAGAUGAUUUUGGACAAGGAGGGAACAUUUAUCAAUCGAGCAAGGUUUUUGAGAGGAAUUCAAGGACCAAACAGAACUUUGUCGAUGAAAAAUCUGGGAUUUAGUUUGUAUCAAGUGAACGAUGCGAUUAUUUAUUCUGAUCAAUUGGGAGCAUCUAUCAAUUUUUAUUUUGCGAGAAAAAAUGAGGAGUUGGUUUUGGAGAGAGCUGAAUAUGAUAUUGAUGUGUUUUUGGGUGAAUGA